Molecule: messenger RNA, 2121 nt
Organism: Daktulosphaira vitifoliae (grape phylloxera)
Lineage: Eukaryota; Metazoa; Arthropoda; Insecta; Hemiptera; Phylloxeridae
Exons: 2
Coding region: 7-1467 (486 amino acids)
Source: RefSeq, a predicted model, not a curated record
ACAACAAUGAAAAAUUUUAAAUUAUGUUAUUUUGCAGUAAUUUUUAUAUAUCUUCCAGGAUAUUUAAUCCAGGCAAACGAGUUUAAAAUUGAACAAAUUCAACCUGUAAUAGAUGGUGAUUUUAUUUUAUUAUUAAAUAAAAUUGAAAGUAUAGUUAGCUCAAAAAUAAAACCAGAUGAGAGUCCAAUAUAUUUUAAUGAAAUUGAAAUAACUUAUUUAAAAGAAUCUUAUACGAAUUCUAAAAUAAGGGUAAAAGCUUUCAAUAAGUAUAACGACCGAAUAAUCUCGCUUCAAUGUGUUAAUACUUUAAUUUGGAAGUCGAUAUCAUACGAUUUUCAAUUUCUAAUGCCAGAUAAUGGAAUAUUAAUUGCUCAAAAAAAAGCUGUGAUAAAAUCUUAUAAGAGAUACAUGAGACGUAUGUUAUCAUUAUUAUAUUUUGGUCGUAUUAAGCCUUAUAAAUGGAUAAUUAAAAUGUAUCUAAAACUGUUAGCUAUUUUAGAAAAAUGCAAUAAUGAACGAUUAUUAGAAGUAAAAUUCUUUUUCCAUGAAACAAGUAUCGAAAACGAUGUCUCAGAUUUUUAUUUCAAAUGUGAAAAAUAUAACUACAUUCCUAAACGAUUAAGAAAUUUAGAAGAGGGCUCUUUUUACAAGCUUUAUAUUGUUGAUGAUUUAAUGAAACAAUUGUACGAUAACACACAAAAUAUGAUUGACGCUUACAAGUAUGAACACUUGUUUGCAAUUGAUAAUAUAUCGUUAAUUGCGUUAUUGAAUGAUUACAAUGUUAUAUUUGAAUGGAACAUUGGCAUGAGCUUCGAUUGGACCAAAACUAAAACUGAAUGUAAUGUUUAUGAAAAUAAAAUCCAUAAUCUGUACAAUAACAAUAAAUGGCUUGAAAAUCCAAUUAGCAUUGCGUCUUUCCAUCUUUUGUUUCAAAAGGUUGUGUACACACAAGUAUUGCAGUUUGUCGUGUUUCACUUACAAUCAUUUUCUAUUUCUUGGGUUUCUGGAUGCUGUAUUAAUUGUUUAACAUUCUCAUCUAAAAAGACAGAUGAUAUUAAAACACAAUGGAAAUCAUUAAUAGAACCAUUGAAGAAUGCUAUGCAAUUAUUACAUGCUGAAGACAGUUUAUUCAGUUCCAUUUUGGAAUUUGUAGAAAAUAAAUUACCAUGGUCAAAUAAUUUAAGCAGAAUUAUUUUUAAUGCCCUUAGAGUAUUGAUAUAUUGUUUAAAACAACUUCAUGUACCUUUAAAGCCGAAGCCAAUAUAUAUUAUGAUGAGUUGUGAAAAAAAAAAAGACAUAAAUUUUAAUACAAUUUUAGGAAAUAUUAAUGCAUUCAAUAGUUGUAUUCAGACGAUUAGAGAUUUAUUGAAACCAGUUGAAAGUUUAUACACUAUUAAGUUUUUCUGGAGUGACAUAUUAUUAGCCGAAAAUAAUCAAUUCUUUCCUAUAAUAAAAACUUACGAUUGAUUUAUUAUAAAUGUAUUUGAAUAGUAAAAUUAUUUAAUAAUAUGUUGUUAUUUCUAACAUAAUGGUUUAAUAUAUGAAAUUUUAGUUUCGAUGCGUAGUUUAUAAGCUAUUGGUUUUACUCUGUUUUAUUUUUAUGUCACUACUUUAUUACUCCACCCCUACUAAACUGAUUUUUCUUAACAAUACGCCAAAGUAUACCUAAUUGAAUUUAUCAGUGCCAUAAUUUUAAAAAACUCCUCUCAAACCUGAUGAUAUACAGAGUAUUCAAUAAGUUAGGAAACGCCGAUUUAUUAGAGCCGCUAUUAAUUUUUUUUUUUUUUAGAAACUAAUUGAAUAAUUAAAUGCAUCUUUUAGGAUUAAAAUUAAACUUCAAUCCUAAUGCAAAAGGGUAGAAAUCUUCCCUAACUUAAGAAAUUUAAAUGGCAACCAUUACUUUUUUUUAAAUUUUCGGUUAUGUAAUUUUAUUUAAAUCAAAAAUACUUAAAAUUAGACAUGUCAUUUUUGAGAUUUUGUUGUUUAAAAGCAUCAACUUUGAAUUUGGAAGCACAUUUUGCCACAGUAAAAAAUAAUCAAUGAGUAAUUCCGUAGACACAAUAAUCAUAAAUUGUCUGAUUAUUGUUGCUUCGUUUUUCUUAAUGAUCGUAUUUGAGCAUG